UCAUUUCAAAUACUGAUGGUUCUUUGCCUUGUUCAUUAUGCAGGUUAUCUUUUCUUAAGAACUAAGAAAAAGGACAUAGACCCUGUAAACGAAGAGAUGCCUGCUAAAUCGGUUUCAGUUGCAGCACCUGUUACUGUGGAGAAGACUUUGUCUUCCACAGUGGUUGCAGAGCCAGUGGUGGUCAAGGCACUUGAGCCAAUUCCGGAGAAACAACAACGUGAGCUCUUCAAAUGGAUCCUGGAGGAGAAAAGGAAAUUAAAUCCAAAAAACGCAGAGGAGAAGAAACGGAUUGACGAGGAGAAAGCGAUUCUGAAACAGUUCAUAAGCUCCAAAACCAUUCCUACUCUCUGAGGAUUAAAAGUUCAGCUUCUGUUGAUUCUAGUUUGGUUUGGUUUCUUCAAUUCUUACUUUGUGGAUAUCAGAUGUUUUGCUUUUGGAAACCUUUUUUCGUUUCAAUGUUGAAAUCAGUCACUUUGGUAUCUUCGGUUUCAUCCAACAUUGAUGAUCCAUUGUUUGGUCUUGUGUUUUUGUGACAUUGUGAAACCGUUUCACUGAAACGGUUACAGCUAGAGAAAAAGGUUCGACUU
This is a messenger RNA of Camelina sativa (false flax), 587 nucleotides long. The record is from RefSeq and is a predicted model, not a curated record. NCBI's taxonomy places the organism in Eukaryota, Viridiplantae, Streptophyta, Magnoliopsida, Brassicales, Brassicaceae.